This is a messenger RNA of Labrus bergylta (ballan wrasse), 5807 nucleotides long. The record is from RefSeq and is a predicted model, not a curated record. NCBI's taxonomy places the organism in Eukaryota, Metazoa, Chordata, Actinopteri, Labriformes, Labridae.
GCGUGUGGUACACCGGCUCUUUUCCCCCCUUUUUGGGGGCUAACGAGGGGUUUCUUGAUGUAUUAUUCAGGGACAGCAAGCUCACCAUGCUGCUGAGUGAAUCCCUGGGCAACAUCAACUGUCGAACCACCAUGAUCGCCCACAUCUCCGACUCCCCAGCCAACUACAUGGAGACGCUGACCACGGUGCAGCUGGCCUCCCGCAUCCACCGCAUGAGGAAGAAGAAGUCAAAGUAUGCCUCCAAUUCAUCUGGAGGGGAAAGUUCCUGUGAGGAAGGCCCGUCCCAUAGACCUCCUCAUCUUCGACCCUUCCACCCUCGGACCAUUGCCCUGGAUCCAGACACACCUCUUCUUCUCUCCAGCGAUCCUGACUAUUCAUCAAGCAGCGAACACUCCUGCGACACCGUCAUCUACGUCGGACCUGGAGGGGCAGCCAUCUCAGACAGAGAAUUGAGCGACAAUGAAGGACCGCCUUCUUUCGUUCCAAUCAUCCCCUCUCUGAACAAAUUGCGAGUCAAGGAUGCACCCAGGUCUGAUGGCAACCACUUGAAGUGUAACACCUUUGCAGAGUUGCAGGAGAGACUCGACUGCAUUGAUGGCAGUGAGGGCCCUGCAACAUUUGGUACAGAGGGCAAAACAACACUUGUAGUCGGGUUUGGGACUCAAACUGGAGCUGGAGCAGUUUCACCACCAACAUCUGACAAGAACUCCUUCAGGUUCUUGGAAAGCACACCAACCCAAACAAAUAAACCUGAUCAAGACCAACACACAUUUGUUUCAGUCAGAGGAAUAGUAGAAACUUCCAAGAGGACAAGUGCAGAUGGGGAGAAACUUUCAGCAAGCCACCUUCAGCCAUGUGUGGUAAAGCCCAGUGGAAGUUUGUCUAAGGACUCAGAGCCUGUAGUUCGAGAGAAGGUCUACCUAAAAGGAGGUUUACCCAAACCAGCUGCUUCAACACCCUUAUCUUGGACCGACCCGGCAGCAUCUCAGUGUGGAGAUGUUGUUGGUAGGACUCCACCUGUGGGAAUGAGUCAACAAGCACUGAGGCAAGGCCAGCCCGCUGGGUCUGCUUACACCGAGAGGGUCCCUCUAACAACCAGAGGCCACAUGGAGUUCAACAACCUCCGGGCAGCUCUGUUAGGAAGAUGCCUUGACAGGGAUAUCCAGAGGACGACUGUUACUCUUCAGCAGCCUGUGGAGUUGAAUGGGGAAGAUGAGCUUGUGUUCACUGUGGUUGAGGAGCUUCCUUUUGGCCUUGUCCCAGACAAUGGCCGACCAUCCAACCUCCUCAGCUUCAACACAGACUGCUCCUGGCAGGCCGCAGCAUAUGGCUCGCGCCCUGUAAGCAUUAUCAGCAGUAUUAACGAUGAGUAUGAUGCAUUCACAUCUCAGCAAGGAGCUGUUGGACCUGGGCCACAUGUUGGAACCAACUGCCAGGAAACUUGGUUUUCCCAGCAAGGUAACAGUCAGCCAACUAUCGGCUCAUGGGCAAGUGAAGUGAAUGCUCUUUCAGAAAGUGAAGGCAUACAUUCAAAAGACAGACUUAACUUAAGGGACAAAAACAUGACAACAGAGACUGCUUCUAGUUUAACCUCACCAAGUACAUUUCAUAAACAGCCCUUUCUGCAACAAGGCAUCAAGAGUUCCCUGCAUGACAGUGGCAUCUGUUUCUCAGAGCUGGCUAGUGACCCUGCUACUCCAAACAAAUCUUCUUUCUCCAAAUGCCAUGCCUCCCUUGACCCAAACAAGUUCUCUCUUAAAGACCCUCUUAAAGCGAGACGAAAUACUCUGAACACUUCAACAUCAGCCUCGAUUCCCCCUCGCACCACCCAUUCCAGUCUUCCCAGGAAAACCAAGCCUACCUCAUCUGCAACUGUGGGCUGCAGCAGACAGGAAGGCAGACAUGAUAACUUUUCGCUUCAGGGAAGCAGAUAUUUUGAAUCCAGAGAGGUUGAGUUUCUCUCUGCAGGUAAGCCAAGAAGUGGCACAAGUAGUGCUUCCCCUAAGAGGCCAGGACUGAACAGUAACAGCGUUCCUCGGCCACCAAAGGCACAAAUGUCUCAGUCAACCCAGAGGAUUGUGGAUGGUUGUGAAAGGGCCAGCAGCAGGAAAUCAGAUACCCUCAUCAAACUGCCACGUCUUACCCGGGGUGCAACAACUCUUGGUACUGUUUCUACUCCCCAGAGUUCUGAGUCGACGUUGGGUCCUGAAAGCCCUUCAGUGUCAGGUACCCUCAGAUUUUCAUCACUGGGAAAAAAGUCAAAUGGGCAAAAAAGCAGCAUGACCUCUAAGGCUGGAACUGGAAACAUCUCUCCUCCUGCUCAACCUGUCAGACAGUCAAGCCAAGAACAAAAGACACGGACUGUGCUAUCGCAAAGUGCCUUAAAAACAAGCAGUGACUUAGGUAAAUCCAUAUUCCCUAAGACGUCAACCUCAGAGGAAGAAUUUACCCUCAGACUCCGGGCUGAAUCAUUCAGCCACAGGACUUGUGGUUUAAAAACUGAACAUGGCUUUGCCAGGACAUCUUCAAGCCUGAGGACCCGAGGUGCCAAAGCAGAGUCCUCCAUGUACUACGGGAGUCUGAUGUCUCUGGAGAGAUGUGACAGUCAAACGUUAACAGGAUCUAAGCCUGAACUCUUCAGGGAGAACAGCGGUGCUACUCAAGGAGGCAGCAACAAGUCCAACAGAUCAGUGCCAAGACUUGGAGUUCCAGCCUCUGACUCUACAUCUGUCCUAGGUGUUACAGGUUUCACUGGACCCACAAGCAAACUUGGGCAGAUCAAAGGGAAUAGCAGCUCACGUCCAGCAGCAGUUUCUGGGGGAGCAAAGGUUCGAACUUUGUCUGCAAGCAGUUCCAAGAGUCUGAGCUCUGAAGCUGGCCGCCCCACCAGCCUACCCCCUACUGGGAAGUCCCCAGCUCGUUCAGGUAUAGGAGCCAAGAUGGGAAGAGGCACCAUCAUGGGAACGAAGUACGCCAUCAGCAGGGCGGCAAACAGUCGGGUCAGCGAGCUGGUCACUGGGAGCCAAAGGAAGCAGCUCGGCCGGGGUUCUGGACUAACAGAAAAUGAUGGCACUGACAGCAGAACCAGUAGUGUUAGCGGCUCGCCAAACAGCACAUUGCUUCCCUCACCUUACAGCAAGAUCACUGCACCUCGGAGGCCACAGCGCUACAGCAGUGGGCAUGGCAGUGACAACAGCAGCGUCCUCAGCGGGGAGCUACCCCCCGCCAUGGGCCGUACCGCCCUGUUUGACCACAGCGGGGGGAGCAGCGGCUAUGAGAGUAUGAUCCGAGAUAGUGAGACCACCGGCAGCACCUCUUCAGCGCAUGACUCGAUGAGUGAGGGUGGAGUGUCCUCGUCCAAUAGAAGCAGAGUUUCUAAAUCACCCAAGAAGAGAGGAAACGGUUUCCAGAGGCGUCGUCUGAUCCCCGCCCCCCUCCCUGACACCUCGUCUCUUGGCAGGAAGGUAGGGGGUCAGUGGGUGGAGCUGCCGUCGCUGGGCGGGGCCCUGAAGGAGCCCUUUGAGAUCAAGGUGUACGAGAUCGACGACGUGGACUGCCUGCAGAGGAGGAAGGAGGUGACGACGGGGUCAGAGCCGUUCCAUGAUGUUGAAAAGGGUCUUCUUUACUUUAACGCUCGGCUCAGGAUGUUGGAGAAGCGUCAGCAGCAGAUCAGAGAUCUGAGGAGUAAACAGGAGAGUCUGCAGGAGGAGCUGGAGGAGGCCAAGAGCUGUUUGAUGCUCCACCCCGACAGGUGGAGCGGAGAGUUCGACGUAGACCAGGACCUGGACCCAGAGUCCCAGGAGUACCUGGAGGCUCUGGCUCAGGUCACGGCAGAGCUCGAGGACUGCGUCAACCUCUGCAAGUCCCGGGUCAUGAUGGAGACCUGCUUCGACAUCGCCGUGGCACCAGCCAACGCCGCCACGCAGGGAGGACAGCAGGAGGUGGAGGUGUGACAGGAAAGACAACCUCCCCUCUGUACAUCUGUCCCGGUGGACACAUGUGGUACUGCAACAGAAAUAUCUCUAAUCACCUUUUAUUCAUUAAGAGACGGACGGAGACGCUGCAGCAAGAGCAUCAGAGUUCUAACCCAAAUCUGAACAAGGAAUCAAGGUGGUGAUCCACAUCCAAAUCCAGAUCUGUGAUUCUGGAGUGAAAGCUGAGUGGAACAGGGUGCUGCCCCCUGCUGGCAGAUUUUUCAUCCAGUUGCUUCAAAACAGGAAGAGGCGUCUUUAAAGGUCACUAUUUCAAAUGGUUUUACUGUGAACGCAGAACAUGAAGGACCAGGUCGUGUUUAGAAACCACACUGUUCAGGACUCAGAGACCAGCUGCUGCUACUGGAUCAGAUCAGAGAGUGAGAAGACGAAGAGGAGGAAAGUUCUGGAAGUGCCUUUAUAUUUAUUCUCUGAGUUCAAACACGUAUUCAUGUUUUUAUAUUUAUUCUCGUGUCUGAUCCGUUCUGAUGGUCGGUGUGUGAGGAGGAGCAAACACUUCUUUAGAUUCAAACCUCACUAGAUUCAUUUGUUGCACACUGGACCAUUGUAGGCCCCUCCCCCAACCACCGGGGGGCCGUUGCCUGAUUAUUUGUCCAAAGAAGCCUCCGGUGUUUGACGUCACUGCGAUCGUUUGGGAGCCUUCCCGGUCUGGAUUCAUAAAUCUCAGACAUGUUGGAGGUUUCCACGUCGGGCGGGCUCUGACUGAACACCUGCAGCUGCCAAUGAGAGCAAGCAGACUGGUAGUGUCACUAAACACGGUCCUCUUGUCUGUGGUCUCGUGUUUUAAACAUCGUCUCUGAGCGUCCAUCUUCACAGACGUUUGUUUAUAUCCCGAUGUUUCUGCUGCUGUUCUCAGAGUCCUAACUCCGUUAAAUAUCAACCAACAGAAAUGUGGACGCUCGUACUUUCAGAUCCCAUGUGAUUUUAUAUUUCUGACGCUCGGCUGAUCAAAACAACUCCAACAGGAUCAGAACGGAUCUGAUCUUUAAAAAACAAAGAUGACGUCAUCUGUAGUUUAAUCUCUUUCCAGGGCUGAGAAAUAUCGUUCAAUCUGCUCCAUAAAUCUGCAGAACUCUCCUGAGACGUUCAUGUUUUUAAACUGUGCGAUAGAUGUCCGUUCAUCCACUUGUUAAACCGCUAACGGGAGAUGCUAACGGCUAAUUCAGCUAAUGCUCAGAUUAAAAGAACUGCACACACAGUCAGUUCAGAUGGUUCAGCUAAACCCACCCAGUCCAGCCGGAAACUCAUUCAGUUUAAAGAGUUCAGACUCACAGCUCGUGUCUGUUUCAUUCAAACCUCGUCGUGACAUUUCAGUUCUUCUCUUCUGGUCAGAUUAAAAGCACACACAGUCAGUUCAGAUGUUUGAGCUAAAGCUGAAGUAUGCUAAGCUAACGGUUGAUACAGACAUCAGAGCAUGUGGAUAAAGGUAAAAACGACGUCGCAGGGUUUGACAUACUUUAUUCUUCUCACUGAUCUUCUUUCUUUCUCCUCGUUUGAACUCUUUAACGUUCUCAGGCUCUUUUGAAACUUUCUGCAUGAAAACUUUUCUUCGUUUUAAUCGCUGACGUCUUGAGUUUGAUCUUUGUUUCCGACAUCUUUGUUGCAGAAGAAGACAAAGGGGAGUUUUGCAUCUUUUUUAACUGAUUUUGCUCCCAGUGAGCUUUAAUAAUGAAUUCAGACUUUUUUAUUUGUUUUGUACUGUACAGUUUUAUAAUUAUUUAUAAAGACAGGAUUAAAGAGGAAGAGAGAUAAAGGGUAAAGGACGAGCGACGUGUCAAACAUGAUCAUAAAGAUUAAAGUCUUUGAUUUUAAAAA